Rosa rugosa (rugosa rose) is the source of this 993-nucleotide messenger RNA. RefSeq lists its product as uncharacterized. Lineage: Eukaryota; Viridiplantae; Streptophyta; Magnoliopsida; Rosales; Rosaceae. The transcript has 2 exons. The record is from RefSeq and is a predicted model, not a curated record. The coding region runs from base 1 to 993 and encodes 330 amino acids.
AUGAGCUCUGUUGAUGCCAUGGCUGCUAGACUAGCCACAUCUCUUGCUAUCGCUGAAGGCAAGAGGCAGAUUGAUUUGCGCCCAACACAUGGCCAAGGUUUAAGACAAGCAAACGUGUUCUUGGUGGGCAAACUUCUCACAGCCCGCGACUACAAGAUCAAGUCUUUCAUGGGAAUAUUCCGCAACGCCUGGAGGAUUAAUGGAGCGUUGCAAGUGGAGGAAGCGGAGGAGCAGAGAGUGCUGUUCACGUUGUCGGACCCUGCGGAUCGAAUGCGGGUCUGGCGUGGUGCGCCAUGGGGUUAUAACCAUGCUCCAGUGGCGUUGGCGUGGUAUGACAGCAUCAUGCCAGUUGCAAAAGUCCCCCUGAACAUGGCGUCCUAUUGGAUAACCCUCCAGGAGAUCCCGUCGGCGUUCCGGUCGGAAAGAGUUAUUACUAUGAUUGGCUACACCUUGGGGGAUUUUCAGAAGAUCGACAAGAAUGACAAGAAGGCCGGGAAGCUUCGGAUUAGGGUUGAGAUCCCAUUGAAUAAACCAUUGCCGUUCAAGCAAUGGUAUCUAGUCGAGGAUGAAGUUGAAUUUCGGGGCAAGUUCCGGUAUGACAAGCUGAUGGGGCGGUGUUCCACUUGUGGCCUUGUAACGCACGUUGGACUGCUGUGCUCCGGGUCGGCGCUGGAUGAGGAUGAUGAUGAUGCUGAGCGGACUGUGUUGGGGUCCCAGGGUUUGCCUCCAGAGGCGACUGGUGGUAUGCCAAUGCAGGGGUGUCAUCUUCUGGCACCGCAAGCAACGACGGGGUUUUUACUGGUAGAGUUCGCUUCUGGCAGCAUGAAGAAGAAGAGAGGACGACCUACUGGUAGUAAAAAUAGGUCAUCUUCUGGUGACAAGACUACGGCCUCAAAGCAUGAGGAGGGCCAUGCGCAGCACAAGUCUCCCAACAGGAAGCAGUCUGUGGGUAAACACUCCAACUCGAAAGGGAAGGAGAUAGUUAUUGUUUAA